GUGUGUGUGUGUGUUUGUUGUGUGUGUGAAAAAGAGAUUAUGUGUGUCUCUUUGAGAAAGAGAGUGUGUAUGUCUGUGAGGAAGAGAUUGUGUCUGUGUGUGAGGGAUUGUUCUACACAGUGAGUGGUGCGCCUGCGUGUGUGUGUGCAAGAGAGACAUUGACUUAGAGAGAGAAAACAGGACAAGUGUUGGCUUUUCUGUCUGCAUUUCAGUCUGAUAUCAACAGACAGGGAGUGUGUGUGCAUGUGUACUCCGUGUGCAUACACAAGAGUGCGUGCGUGUGUUUUUUUCUGUUGUUGUUAGUCAAAAUGGAAGCACAGAAGCUCAAACACCCAGCAGCACCUUGUACGUCUACAUUUCGUACCGCCACAGUCAGCUGCUGAAAGAGAGCAUCGUUGGUAUUGUUGCAUCUCUGGUCUCCUCCUUCCUUCCUCCUCCUUUCCCCUCCCUUCACUCAUCCAUCCAUCCGUCCACCCCCUCUCCUCUUCACACACGCACCCCGAUUUGCGCAUCACCUCCUCCGGCAUAAUGACCAACGAUUCUCCGGAGGAGGAGACCCGAGCUCCGGGCAGCGGAGGAGGAGGCGGAGGAGGUGGUGGAAGAGGAACUGCACAAAGAAACCGAGCGGACGACAAUGUCACCAUCCUGACAUCCUCCAUGGAUUUCCACAGAGCCAGCCGGAGCCGAGCCAGCAGCAGCAACGAUGCCGCCCCGAGCAUCACAUCCUCCGUGGACCUGAGCACCUCCUCCCUGGAGCUGAGCAUCCAGACGCGGAUCUUUAAGAUCAUCGUCAUCGGGGACUCCAACGUGGGGAAGACCUGCCUCACCUUCCGCUUCACCGGGGGAAGCUUCCCCGAUAAGACCGAGGCUACCAUCGGCGUGGAUUUCAGGGAGAAAGCGGUGGAGAUAGAAGGGGAGACUAUCAAGGUGCAGGUGUGGGACACAGCAGGCCAGGAGCGCUUUCGUAAAUCCAUGGUGGAGCACUACUACCGCAAUGUCCAUGCAGUGGUCUUUGUGUAUGAUGUCACCAAGAUGGCUUCCUUCCGCAACCUACAGACAUGGAUAGAGGAGUGUAAUGGCCAUCGGGUCUCUGCAUCAGUACCUCGAGUCCUGGUGGGAAACAAAUGUGACCUUGUGGACCAAAUACAGGUGCCCUCCAAUAUGGCGCUGAAGUUUGCUGACGCCCACAACAUGCUGCUGUUUGAGACAUCAGCCAAGGACCCGAGGGAGAGUCAGAACGUCGACUCUAUCUUCAUGUCCCUCGCCUGCCGCCUGAAGGCCCAGAAAUCCCUGCUCUACAGAGACGUGGAGAGAGAGGAUGGAAGAGUGCGACUCACACAAGAGACUGAAACAAAGAGUAAUUGUCCUUGUUGAGGAAAAGGAGGAGUGGGAGGCAUAAUAGAAGGGAAGAGAGAAGAGUAACUGUACAUGUCAAGGAAGAGGAGGAGAGGGAUGAUGGGAAAGUGGGGCUAAAACAAGAGUCUUUUAAAUUAAGUGCAACUUUUCUAGUUUAGGAUGAGGAUGGGAGGGGGUGAGACUGAGACGAAGAGCAAUGUGUUUCAAAGAAGAGGAGGAUAGGGUGGAGGAGAACAGUGAAGUUAAAGCUUGUUCUUGAGGAUGAGGACAGGGAGAAGAGCGGAUGCAGAGUAGAAAGAAAAGAGGAAACUGGGCUUGUGGAUUGGGAAUUGACACAUUUAUUAACAAUUCAGAAAUGAGACAAUGUUGCCUUUUAGAUUCCUGCAUAGUGUAAAAUUCUUCACUUUUUUCAAACAGACACAAUCAGAGUAAAUAUACUUUGUGCAGGGCCAGUACAUAGGCAAACAUAACACCAUAAACAUACAGUAUGAGUCACUCUAUGGAUUGACAACAAACUGAAACCAGCCUUGGCUUGGUGUUUGUCAGAGCCAUCAUUAACAUCAACACUCUGAGGCACCAUAUUAGAACACAUAUAUCACAGUCUUAGUUCUUGCUGAUAUUGAUUUUCAUCCACAUCCUAGCUGACAGCAGCAUUGCCCAAUCUUUUUCUACUGCCUUAAAAAGCUGCUUCAGUCUUGGUUUUAAUAAACCAAUUGGGCAAGAGUAGCAUAGAGGAGAGUUUUCGUAUUAACUACUCGAGAUGAUCUUGGUUUAUACAACCACGCAAAAAACCUUCCGACAGCCUCUUAAAUAGACUAUUUAAGAGGAUUAGUGAGGCUUUUUAUGUCUCAGCAUUUUAAUGUACCUGAUAUUUACCCUUCAAAAGUAGGACAGUUGACUUUGAAUCACUGUGAGAUCACAAAUACAUGGGAAAGGUGAGACAUGUUAGAAAAAGUAGAUAAAAAAUAGGGGGCAAAACAGUGCAGGUGAGCUCAAAGGACCUAGAGUAAGACCUUGAGAACAAGGUUUCCUGAAAACAGCCCAUCUAGAGGUUGUCAGACAGCAUGUCACAUAUUGAUUUAGAGGCUGUAAGAUCCUCUUUCCCUUUUGCAAGAGAAAUGCACUCUCCCACAAAGAAGGGCCGCCAUGGCAAGGCUCCUCUUUCUCAUCUAAUCCUGAUGUAAACAUAUCCUCUCCAUGUUUUCCCUUGUGGCAGAGUGGCUUAUCUAGCUCUCUUGUGUGCAAAUAUGCAGAAACAUCUAGUCUAUGUGACUUCAAGACAGCCGUUUGGCUCCCUCCCGGUCUCCUUAUCCACAGCAAUUCCAUAUUCUGUAAUAAACAUUUUCAAGGUAAAGGCCUUUUGUCUUAGAUGACGUGCUUUCUACAUCAGUAUCACUGCCUCAGUUUCAAAGAGGACAGAAAAAUGACAGAACUGUGACCCCUGUAAAGACGAUGGAAAUUUUUGUACUGCUACACAGCCUGAGCCAGGAUGUACAGUGCAAGUAGACUAUUAUGUUUGGUGCCUGUGUAGAGGAAUGAGUAUCCGAGCCAUGGAUGAUACAGGCUGCAUGAAACACUGUAGGAAGCCAUAUUCAUUAUUCACUGUUCAAAGAGAUACAGUGUGUUUUACAGGAGGUAGUUCCCUGCUGGGUUGUGGGUGGAAAAAAACACUGUACAUAACUUAGCAUUGGAGCUAUGAAGCCUUUGCGUAAUAAGGCAUCAAUCCACUGGCCUGACUGUGACGCUGUCAGUUUGAUAUAGCAGUGCAUUCACCAUAUUUUACCCUAAUUUAACACUGUAGCCUACUUUUGAGCAGUGCUAUUAAUAUAUUUGGAUGCCAUAUGUAAAAAUAAUCAGAUCACUGAGCAUUUAAGGCCAGUGUUCCCUCCACGCUGACGGUCUGAUGACCUGAUUAUUUCAACACAUUGAGCAAUUUAAACACUGUGCAAAUCCAAGUGAAAUCCAGAGCUAUUGUCUGAGGUAUAUCAGGUUUUAUUGAUGUUUAUUCCAAAAAUCUUCAUCUCUGUUAAUUCAUUCUUAUACUAUUAACAGCAGCAGGAUUAAACAGCUGUUUUAAGUAAAUCACAUCACAUUACUGUAAAACCCCAGGAGGCGCUCUAUUCAUUCUCACUGUACAGGCAAAUCUGUGAUUUGGAAAGGAGAUUUUAACUUUCAUACAUGCAACCCAGAGCCAUAGUUUCAACAAGAGCUGGGCAAAAGAACACACAACAACUAGGUUAACAACCACUCAUCCAUUUUCUAAACUGCUUAUUCUGUUCAAGGUGGUAGGUGGCUGGAUCAUAUCCCAGCACAUGAAAGGAGGGGUACAGCCUACAACUUUUUAUCUGUUAACAAAUAUCUAUGGCUCUGUCUACCGUUAGGUUAGCAUAAUCUAGCUAAUUUAGUCGCUGAAAUUCAAGUGAGAUGAUUGUACUAGCUUAAUGAGAAGAAAAACAUGUUGUGGAAAAAAGAAGAAUGUGCCUGCAUUUCCUUCAUACACUUAUCAGAUCUGAGUAAAAUAACAUUUGACUUGGUUUCAAAUGACUGGAAAAAGGAUAUAUAUUAAUAGUUUUUGUUUGUUUGUUUGUUUUCUGGUUUUCACCUUUAAUAACAGUAUAGAACUGAGUGUCAUUUUUGUACAAUAAAUGAUCAGUUAUCACUCAUAUCACUCAAAUUCUGUACUUAACAUAUCACAUUAAGCACUAUCUCAACUUUCUUUUUCCAACAUUUGAAAUCACUGCAAAUGUACAUUUUAUAUAGGUCUAAAAGUUAAGAAUACAAAUGUAGUAUGUAUGUAUGCUUGCCUUCCCUUUUCCCUGUACAUAUAUUUUAUUUGUUAAAAUGUUUCCUUCUUCGGUUGUUUCUUUUUAAUAACCAGUGUUUGCUCUUAAAGGGAUGCCUUGACAUUUUGAAAUUUAGUCUGGUAUUUUUGUUUAUCUGUUUAAGAAAAGUUACCAUAUGUGAAAUUUUGGUAAUGCUAACACAGCUAAAAGGAGACUGGUAUUUGCAGUUUGGAGCUAGCUUGAUAGCAUUAUUAUAUUUUCAUAUUAACUACCUAUUCUGUUGUGGUUUUCAAGACUUGUCAUUGCUUUUUUUAUGCAUUAAAAAUUCUAAUAAUAUAACAUUUAUUGAUGUCUGUGGAGAAAUUAUCUUCCCCCUCCACAGAGAAAUCAGUGCUGUCACACUGAGCACAAUGGAGCAUUAAAAUUAAACAAUAACUGAAGAAACAUUCAGUAAAUAUUAAACUUAAAUGAUGCAUGAAUCCUAAACAUGAGCUGGAAAAACAUUUCAUUCUCAGGUUCUUUUGGGUCCUUUGUUUUUACAUGUCUCUCCAUCACUGGCCCGACUGAUAUUUGUGCUAUGGGUCAAUGAACUGGGGGCAUGGGGGUGCACUUUUUGAAGAUAGGCCACCAUUACCAACUGAGAGACACAGGUCAGCGGUCACUUUAGACCUGCCCUUUGACUCCAAAAGCUGUUUUGAGAGUUGUUACAUCAACACAAAACGAUGGUGAAGAAUCAUACACCUGGGAUAGGUUCUACCAUUUUAACGCUCCAUUAAACUUGAUGUGACUUACAGAGGCAAGACAUCUGAGAUGGGUCAGUUACAGAACAAAAACCCUUGCUCAAACACCCUUCAGCAGGACGGAUGGUUGUUGACACAGGGAUUUGAACUCUCAUCCUACCCAGUCACCACUACCAUCCUCCUCCAGCAUAAACCAAAAAAAAUUCAGAUUAAAAGUCAAAAUACCAAGUUACUCCUUUAACAAAAGCCUUAAGAGUGGUGUUACUGGAUUUUGUGGUUGUUAUAAUUUGAUUAUAACUGUAAAAUCUGAAAUGACAAUGUUUUUUGGCUGUGAGGUUAUUAUUGUUUUGGACUGUAUCGUCUUUGUCUUCUUUGUUGUUGUCACAAAGGGACUUCUGAUAAAACAGCUGAAGAAGCGUCA
This is a messenger RNA of Lates calcarifer (barramundi perch), 5300 nucleotides long. RefSeq names its product RAB33A, member RAS oncogene family (gene rab33a). Gene Ontology annotation, biological process: Rab protein signal transduction. The record is from RefSeq and is a predicted model, not a curated record. Gene Ontology annotation, molecular function: GTP binding; GTPase activity. The transcript is spliced from 5 exons. The coding region runs from base 529 to 1374 and encodes 281 amino acids. Lineage: Eukaryota; Metazoa; Chordata; Actinopteri; Centropomidae. Gene Ontology annotation, cellular component: endosome; Golgi apparatus.